Molecule: messenger RNA, 3853 nt
Organism: Aethalodelphis obliquidens (Pacific white-sided dolphin)
Lineage: Eukaryota; Metazoa; Chordata; Mammalia; Artiodactyla; Delphinidae
Gene: TFAM
Product: transcription factor A, mitochondrial
Exons: 7
Coding region: 308-1030 (240 amino acids)
Biological process (GO): regulation of transcription by RNA polymerase II
Source: RefSeq, a predicted model, not a curated record
UCAGCAGCGUCCCCUCGAGGAACUGCUGAGCCGUGCGGCCGUUUCCCUUCUCCGCCCCCGAGUUCCUCCUACUUCUUCGUAGUCCCGCCCACCAAGGAACCCACUACGGCACCCGCGCCUUCUUCCUUGCCCCGCCCCCAUCUAAACCGGAUGUUAACCGACGUCCCAUAGUGCCUUGCGAGUGGCGGGCCUGAUAGCAAGUUUCGGGGUUAGCUCGCGGGUUUAAGUCGUCCUUGUUGGAGUUGUUUUAUUGUGCCCGGGCGCUGUACGAGACUGGGGCCUGGUCAGUGCUUCGUCUGCGGAUGCAAUGGCGCUUCUCCGGGGCGUGUGGGGCGUGCUGAGUGCUCUGGGAAAGUCAGGAGCGGACCUCUGCGCGGGAUGUGGCAGUCGACUGCGCUCUCCUCUCAGUUUUGCGAAUGUACGAAGAUGGUUUUCAUCUAACUUCAUUGGUUAUCCAAAGAAACCUAUGACUUCAUACGUUCGAUUUUCUAAGGAACAGCUACCCAUAUUUAAAGCUCAGAACCCAGAUGCGAAAAAUUCAGAACUAAUUAAAAAAAUCGCUGAGCUAUGGAGGGAACUUCCUGAUGCAGAGAAAAAGAUGUACGAAGAUGCUUACAGGACAGACUGGCAGGCAUACAAAGAAGAGAUAAACAGAAUUAAAGAACAACUAACUCCAAGUCAGCUGGUAUCUUUGGAAAAAGAAAUCAUGCAGAAACGUUUAAAAAAGAAAGCGUUAAUAAAAAAGAGAGAGUUAACGAUGCUUGGAAAACCAAAAAGACCUCGCUCAGCUUAUAACAUUUUUAUAGCUGAACGUUUUCAGGAAGCUAAGGAUGGUACAUCACAGGUAAAGCUGAAAACUAUAAAUGAAAGCUGGAAAAAUCUCUCUAGUUCUCAAAAGCAAGUAUAUAUUCAACUUGCUAAAGAUGAUAAAGUUCGUUAUUACAACGAAAUGAAAUCUUGGGAAGAACAAAUGGUUGAAGUUGGACGAGAUGAUCUUGUACGACGGUCAGUGAAAUACACAGCAAAAUAGUGACCCUGAGAAGUAUUAAAAUAGAAGAUUGAAUUAUGUUCAUAAUGGAUAGACACAAGAAACCAAUUAGGUCUCAAUACCCAAAGCUGUUGUAAAAUUAAAAUGGAUAAAAGUUGGUAAACAUUUAUAUUUAAUUUCUUUUCUUUAGCCCGUUGACUUCUGCCAGCCAAUUCAAUACAUUUUGUAUUGGUGUCUUGCUUUGGAAAACCCAAACAGAUAAGAGUUCAUGCAGAAUGUAUUUUGUGUUUAGGAACCACUGAGCAUCAAAAUAAUCCAUGAAAUGUAACCGUGAAUCAUUUUACCUUUGAUAAAGGUAAAUCAGACUGUGAAGUUUUUUUAUACUCUAUGACUAUGGAAAGAAUAUUCUUGUUUCCUUAUAUUAUGGAGGCAGGAGUUUCCUUUUCAAAAGUGUCUCAACGUUUAUAGAACCCAUAAUGUUCUGUGAUAUAAUUGUUCGUUUUUAAUAGAGCAUCCAGAACUCAUGUUGGCAAAUUCCAAAUCCUAGGUAUAAUUCAUAUUGUAGUCAGAGUUGACGGUUGUACAUGCAAGAGAUUUCUGGUGUCAGUUGCAACUUUUAUAAAAGGGAUAGAGAAAUUUAUAAACCUUUUCCUCAUUAUCUUUUUUCCUAAAUUAAAAACUAAAAAAUUAUGUACCAUAUCUAUGCAUAUUGUUUUAUAUUGCAUAGAGUAAAAAUUUAAGUGUUUCCUAAUUAUAUGUUUUAAGGUGAGACAUUCAUUUUACAGCUUUCUCGGGUUUUUUUUUUUUUUUCUUUGUUUUUUUAAAGUAGGAAUUUGUAUUCUGAAUUAUUUUUUCUCUUAUAUGAUUAUAUUUAUCCAGAAAGUAGAGAACUUAUUUGGUAUAAGUUUUAAAAUGAGAGAUCUAAAAAACAUAAGUCUCCUGUCUCUAGAUUUGGAGCCUGUAAUUUUUAAACAUUUUGCAUAACAUACAAAAACCUAUGUACGGGACCCAGCUCUGGCCUGUUGGUGAAAUCCAGCCCACUGCCUGCUUUUCAUGGCCUUGUGAGGUAAGAAUUGUGUUUACAAUUUUAAAUGGUUAAAAAAAAAAGAAUAUUUCAAGGCACAUGAAAAUUAAUAUGAAAUUCAGUGUCCAUAAAUAAUGUUUUAUUGGAACACAGCCAUACUCAUUGUUUAUGGCUGCUUUUGUGCAACAGUGACAGAGUUGACUAGUUGUUACAGAGAUGGAUAGCCUGCAAAGACUGACCCGUACAGUGUGGAAUGAGAUGCUCUUAAAUUAUUUGCUAUGGCUCAGUAAAAUAAUCCUUAGGAAUUUGCCAGUUAGCAUAUAAACCUUACUAUCCUUUAGCAUUUGUUUAUCCUCUUAGGAGAGUCAAGCAAAGGUUUUCAAAAUCCUUACCAGCCUUUUGAGCAAAAUAUUCUACUGUCAUCAUCAGUUCACAAGAAUAAGAUAACUCAAAAUUUAUAUUAUACAAAAUAUUAUGCCAAAAAAUUGUGUAUUCUAGAUCUCCAGAAACAAAUGAAGAUUUUUGUAGUUUGUGGAUAGAAAAUAAGUUAAAAGUCAUGAAAAAAUGACUUUUUACAUACCGAAUUUGGCAAAGGUAGGGACUGUAGAGAAAAAUAUAGCUUAAGAGAAGCCUAAGAGUUAAAUAUAUGAAGCUGAGUGUAUUCAGACAACUUUCCCCUGUGGAUAGGAAUACAGGACAAAGUCUGCCAUUAGGUAGAUAGGCACCUUGGGUCUGAGGCUAGAGUAUUUUGGGGAGUAAGGGUUAGGGAAAAAAAGGACGUGUGCUAGUGUCUAUCACAAGCUUUUCUCAAUUAGGUUUCCAGGAGAGAAGUAAGCCCUAAUUCCCUAUAGCAUCUAGAAUGGUACUGAUUUUGUAUCAUCCUCAAGAGAAUGGAGAAAAUAAUCACUCAAAUAAUUUACUGUGUUCUGUGCGUCAGAUGAGCCUAGGGAGCAGAUAGGAGUCAGUGUUUGUAAUGAAUAUUAUAGAAUGGGUGAGGUAGAGAAAUUAGUUAUGUAAACACCUGCAGGACAAAUGUAGUGUAAAACACAUCUUUGCAAUUACUUUCUGAGCUCUUUUAGCAUUUACCUGUAUCAUUUUAUAGCAAACACAUUCAAAUCUUAUCUUCCCGAAUAUACUGGGAAGUUCAGUGUCUGGUAAGUUCUUAAAUAUAUACAUCUUAAUAUAGGGAAGAAAAGUAUGAAAUAGUGAAAGGAGCUAGAGCAAAACCAUUUUAUGAUAUCAUUUUAUUUGUUUUUGUUUCUAAAAGAAUGUCAUCAUUAAUACUUUAAAUAUUAGGAUAAUCUGAUUUCACACCUUUCUUAAUAAACUUCAGUACCUGUUGAAGACUGGCAUGCCAUAUAUCAAAUGCCAUCCAGUUUAACAAUAUACACAAAUAUUCUAUUGUUAUAAAGAAUAAGAGCUUAUAUCAAUAACCAGUGGCCAGUCAUAUAACACCUUACUUUUUAGACUUUUCUUAAAUUGACCCAACAAAGUAAUUGCUGUAAGAGCUAAAGAAUAGUGCCAGGGAAAAGAUGCUGAGGAAAUGAAAGCAGUGUUUAUGCUUUUCUGAGCAGUUGGUCAUAAAGAGAUGUUUAUACUUUUGUUCAUUAGAGUACCAGUAUUAAAUUUUUUGAAAUAAAUUGAUGAUGGGUACGUGUGUAAUUAUUUUACUUUCUGAUGUUUAAGGGAUAUUAUGUGCAGAUUCAGCCUACUGUAAUCAUGUAAUUUUGCUGUUGCUUUUGGCUAACUCCUUUUUUGGAAAUCCCACUUUCUUUUUUUAAAUAGUUGGCUAUGAAUGUAUAUAUUUAAAUUUCUGAAUUAAAAUGAUAUUACUACAAGUA